GUUUUCAUCGUGUGAGAGAGUUUGGCUGAGAAAAUGAUAUCAGCCCAAAAAUCUAUGGCUGCCUUGACGUCUUCUCUCGCUGUAUUCCGUAAUUAUGCGAAAACGGGGAGGGUUUUUGCAGGCGUGCGAGCAUCUCCAGGAAUCUACUCUAAUGUUGGUUCCAUAAAAUUUCUUGCUGCAAACCACUCUCGCAGAUAUUUGUGUCGUAUUAGUGCCACACAUGAUGAAGAAGCUUCUGCAAAAGCAGCUGCCGCCAAUGCCAACAGUGGAGCUCCGACCAUGUAUCUCUAUAACAAUCCUGGUUUGGUCUUACAUUCUAGUUAUUAUAGGGAAUUUGUUUGCUCAAUGAUAUCUUGAGGUUCAUGGAGUUUGACCCACAAGAAUAUGGAAAUCCACUGCCCUUUUGAUAUGGAGAGGUUUUGAAAUUAAUCAGAUGAUUUUGGGGGAAAAAAUUUUUUAAUUCGAUGGAUUUUACUCCUGCUGACACUUAAAAUUUUGGGCGAAACUCUUUAGCAUGUUAAAAGAAAGAACCUUGAUUCUAGAAUAUGUAGAAGAACCGUACCACUCUAGUCUGUGCUGAAAACUUCUAAUUUAUCAUAAGAGGGGAUGGGGAAGACUAUCAAAAUCAUUGAAUCAGAUACAUCAAUUAUAUGUUUAUGCUGCUUGCCAAUUGAAUUGAGAGUUAAUAUCUCCUCCUUCCUCAGAUUUGACAAGAUCAUAGCAAAGGAAAUUCCUUCAACCAUUGUAUAUGAGGAUGAUAAGGUCUUAGCAUUUCGGGAUAUUGAUCCACAGGCUCCUGUUCACGUUUUAGUCAUCCCUAAGUUGAGGGAUGGCUUGACAGAGCUUGGGAAGGUACCUCUUGGUCGUACUUUGUAUUCCUAUGUUUUUGCUGCAUUUGUUGAAUUGGAUAGCUUGGAUAGAUCUUAGAACUCAUUGUUCUGCAACAUGCUUUCUGAUUGGUUUUUGCUUUCCCCUGCUAAAGGGUUCUUGUUUGAUAAUUAAAAAGUCUUGAGUUUGUUAUCAUUAUUACACAAGGAUUGGGGAAGUUCCUCACCUGACUUUUGAAAAACGCAUUCCUUCACCAUCAUCUGCAUUUUACAAUGUACCUGCCUAGCAUCCCCAUGAAAAUACUUGUGACCUGUGACCUGUUGACCAAAUCCAUAAAAUCUUUAUUAGAAUUCUCUUGAAUAUGAGUUCUGUGGGAUACAAGUGCUACAGAGAAAUUCUUAUCCCAGCCAUUGAAGAUGCUAUGUUAGUCAUGUUUACUUGUGGUUUCUAUUCUACCACGUCAGGCUGAACCAAGACAUAAAGAGAUUCUGGGUGAACUUCUUUAUGCUGCCAGAGUUGUUGCUGAAAAAGAAGGCAUUCUUGAUGGUUUUCGUGUUGUUAUCAACAAUGGUCCAAGUGCCUGUCAAUCGGUUUACCAUCUCCACUUGCAUGUCCUGGGUGGGAGGCAGAUGAAAUGGCCACCUGGUUAAUGAUUCAAGAGGGAUGCCUGUUCUAGUUGCAACUGUUUCCCGCAUUUCUAUAUUUCAUCUAUGAUGAUAAAUGAUGCAUCUCUGGCUAUGAAACUUGAAGAGAUUAGUAAAAUGUAGAGGCUUGUCUUGUCCGCCCUUUACUUAUCGAUUUUCAUGAAAUCUCUUGGAUAAAUAUUGAUAAAUUCAAUAGUAGUAU
Messenger RNA from Rubroshorea leprosula, 1674 nucleotides. The record is from the annotation of a GenBank genome assembly. Lineage: Eukaryota; Viridiplantae; Streptophyta; Magnoliopsida; Malvales; Dipterocarpaceae.